AAUGCAAAGGGAUGAUAUACAUCUGAAUAAGUGUCGACAUAGCUUUUGAUAUAUAAAAUGAGCCAUUCUAAGAAAGUUUCAGCAUUUUCAGUCUUUAAAGGAAAAAGGGACAGAGAGAGUGUGUCAAGCCUGGACAGCAGAGCCAGCAUGCGUAAAGCAUCAAGUUCCCAGUCUAUCAGAGAAGAUGUUAAAAAGGCUUUGGAUGGAAAAGGGAAGAAGCUUAUGAAAGCAUUAAAAGGGGGAAGUCUGAGAUCCAGCCUGAGAAGUACCCCCAAAGCAAGACCCACAAUUUUACCUGAAACAGAGAAGGCAGAACCUGUAAGCCUGAAGAGUGUCAGAUCCACCUCAGACUUAGAAGAACAAAACUCAGCACAAGUAGAUAGAGGGAAGCCAUUGUCCACACCAGUUAUACCUAAACAGAUCUCUGCUGUUCGCCCAACUAGGAACCAAAACAUUCCUCCCUCUGGUAAACAUACACCAAACCCCCCUCCUUCUGACAAAGAAUCUCCUGGAAAGCAGUCAGACAGAUCUUCCAUUGAAACUGCCACGCCUUUGGCAGAGGCUGGCAACAAACCGAAAUCAAUCCUGAAGCCCACAAAAACCAAGAAGACACCCAGUCCACGGGUGUCAGACAGCGAGAGGAGACAAUCAGGAAAGAACAAAAGACUGGAGAAUGAUGAGGACAGUAAACCAGCUAAAAAGAAAAGGAGGGACAACUCUGAAGUUCAGACACAGGACUGUAGUACUGAGGAAAUGGAACAUGCCCUGUCAUUUGAGGAGGAGUCAGUGUCUAGUUCCCAGCUGCCCUACAUGUUUAACAGUGGAGAAGAAGCCAGAAAAAUCUUUGAAUGCCUCAUUCACCCUGUAAAACCAGACAAAUUCUUCAAAGAGUUAUGGGAGAGGAAGCCUUUGUUGGUACAGAGACACAUGAUUCAGUACAAUGAUGGCUGGUUCAGCACGUCAGAGUUAGACAGGAUCCUUCGAGAGGAAAACAUACAGUUUACAACCAAUUUAGACGUGACAACAUUUACUAAUGGACAAAGAGAAACUCAUAACCCAGUGGGCAGGGCCUAUCCUUCUACUGUUUGGGAUUUCUAUCAGACUGGUUGUUCUGUAAGACUUUUAAAUCCACAGACCUACUCCAGGAAUGUUUGGAAACUUCUCUCUGUGCUUCAGGAGUACUUUAAUUGUUGUGUUGGAGCCAAUAUAUACUUAACUCCACCUGGCACACAAGGGUUUGCUCCACAUUAUGAUGAUAUCGAGGCUUUCAUUCUGCAGUUGGAGGGCAGGAAGCAUUGGAGAUUAUACAGCCCUAGGACAGACAAUGAAGUUCUCCCACGGUUUUCCAGUGGGAAUUUUACAGAAAAAGAUCUAGGGAAGCCAAUUUUGGACACAGUACUGGAUCCGGGGGAUCUGUUGUAUUUUCCCAGAGGGACAAUCCAUCAGGGUAACUGUAUGGAGGAUACACAUUCGCUACACAUAACAGUGUCCUGUUAUCAGAAGAAUACUUGGGGGGAUCUGUUUGAAAAGUUGGUUCCCAGAGCUCUUCAGAUUGCUAUUGAUGAAGAUGUGGAGUUCAGAAGAGGACUUCCUAGAGAGUAUUCAUCAUACAUGGGAAUAGCUCACUCUGAUAUGGAGAGUUCCCCCAGAAACUUGUUCCUUAAGAAGGUUGAGCAGCUGAUGAUUCGUAUGGUGCAGCAUUUACCUGUAGACUCAGCCUGUGAUCAAAUGGCAAAGUCAUUUAUACACGACAGCCUGCCUCCUGUUCUCUCUGAUGCUGAGAAAGCAUUUAGUGUUCAUGGUAGUGGAGAGCAUUGGGACAAGGAGAAGAUGUGUGUGGCGGGUACAGCGGAGAUUGAACCAGAUACCACCGUCAAAAUUAUCCGCAAAGGCAUCUUAAGGCUUUUAACAGAAGAAGAUGAGGUGCGCAUCUACCACUCCCUAGAGAACACAAGACUGUACCACGAAGUGGAGCCCACUUUUAUACAGAUCUCUGCAGAAGCCGCUCCAGCAGUAGAAUAUUUGAUUCAUUCAUACCCGAAGUAUGUCCCAGUGGAUAGCUUGCCAUUACCUACCCUGGAUCAAAGAAUUGACGUAGCCAGCAUGAUGUACGAGAAAGGUUUGCUGAUUACAGGAGAGCCACUUCUUGCAACAGAUGAAGACUCCAGCUAAAUACAGUACAUCUCAAGGAAUCAACGUAUUGUACUCCAGCAGGAUUUCCUUUAUGCCAACUUUAAAGGUUUCAGAAGCUGUGUAAUAUUACUUUAUUUAUAUAUGUCCCAGUCUCACUUUGCAGAUGCUUAAAAAAUGUUCACUUGCAAAUAUGAGAAAUUUGUAGAUAAUUUUUUUUUCUAAUUAUGUUUGUAAAAACAGGUGCAUAAUAGUAUAUUAUGGUUUUAUGAUUGUGGAUUUAAAAUAUUUUUUAGUCUGGAAAUUGCAAUACUGUGUAUGUCAUAUAUGCUUUUUAAAAAAUUUCUGACAGUUUUUAAUCAACAUUUCAAUAAACAUUCAUAUCUCGGUCAUUUAAGGAGACAUGAUUUAAUAAAGUGAUUAAGAUAAUUGUAGAAAAAUUCAAAACUGGCCUAUCUUAUUAAAAAAAUGAAUGAUUUGUUUGUGAAAAUGAUAUGUACAAUGGUAAGAGCACUUCAAUGUAGUAGGAUGGAUUUAAAUAUUAGAAUGAGGCCAUUUUUGUGCUUUGUAGGUCAUGACAGUCAUGGAUAUUAAACCAAUGAUUGCUGACCAGAUCCCAUUUUGAAACUGUUUUCAUUAAUGGUUUCUUAUUGGGUAUUUAUGUUGCUCCAAAGGCUUGCUUAUGUGGUUUUACAUACAUUAAAAUUAUUCCAAUAAUCAGAAUUAACAAUUCAGUGAAACUUUAAAAAAUUGAAACAAAAUAAUUAAAAAUUUGUUGUGGACAACAUAAAGUAUUCCAAUCUAUCCUCAGAUGCUUGAAGUUAUAUUGAGUGUAGAAGUUUUCAUUAAAUUUACUUCAUUUGGAGCAAUCUUUCCAUACUGUAUAAUUUUUAGACUGAUCCAAUAAGUGUGUUGUGAGUUGAUCAGACUCUGUCCAGAUUAUUCUGUACUAUACGAUAGCAUGUACCAAUACAUUAGGGGGAAAAAUCUGUAAAUUUAUGGCAUCACACUUUAUGCAUUCUAUGUUCAGGCUGCAGAAUUAUUUUUUCAAAUAAACAUUUUUUUUCUCAGACAUGAUCCUGUAUACAUCAAUACAUGCAUUUGUACCAUAGUUAUAUUUAUUUCUACACAGAGCAGAUAGCUCAAUAUUGUGCUUUUCAUUUUUCUUUUUCACAAUACAAUGGAUGCAGUGAAUAAUCAAUUUAGAAAAAGAAGCCCUUUUCAAAAUUUUCUAAGUGAAAAUCAAGACUUUGUUUAUUGAAAAGUGAAAAUAAAAUUUCAUGUGUAUUAUUUAAUAUUGGUCAUGGAUCUUAUUCUUUUUCAAAUGACUUAUGUCAGUAUGCUU
Molecule: messenger RNA, 3475 nt
Organism: Saccostrea echinata
Lineage: Eukaryota; Metazoa; Mollusca; Bivalvia; Ostreida; Ostreidae
Product: ribosomal oxygenase 1-like
Exons: 18
Coding region: 58-2172 (704 amino acids)
Cellular component (GO): nucleolus
Molecular function (GO): histone H3K36 demethylase activity; histone H3K4 demethylase activity
Source: RefSeq, a predicted model, not a curated record